Molecule: messenger RNA, 846 nt
Organism: Malassezia sympodialis ATCC 42132
Lineage: Eukaryota; Fungi; Basidiomycota; Malasseziomycetes; Malasseziales; Malasseziaceae
Gene: ALG3
Product: Alpha-1,3-mannosyltransferase-like protein
Exons: 2
Coding region: 1-846 (281 amino acids)
Cellular component (GO): endoplasmic reticulum
Molecular function (GO): dol-P-Man:Man(5)GlcNAc(2)-PP-Dol alpha-1,3-mannosyltransferase activity
Source: RefSeq, a predicted model, not a curated record
AUGAGUCUGACCUCAGUCACAGAAAUCGAUUUUCGUACCUACGUGGCGCAGGCGCGCAUGUUUCUCGAGGGAGAACGACGGUACUAUGCGCUUGACCCGCCUGGAGGCUCAGGCCCGUGUGUGUAUCCCGCAGGACAUCUUUACAUCUUUGCUGUGUUAGAUCGAUGGACUGAUAGUGGGGCAUACCUGCUCCCAGCACAGCUGGCGUUUGGCGGUCUAUAUCUUGCUACCAGUCUUGUUGUAUCUCGCAUCUAUGAUAUGGUUGGUGCACCGCCUGUGUUGUUUCUGUUCCUCGUUCUCUCCAAGCGCUUGCAUUCCAUUUAUAUGUUACGCAUGUUCAACGAUCCUGUGGCCAUGUUGGCCAUGUAUAUAUGCAUGUACUUGCUGUGCUGCAGGAAAUGGAGCGCUGCAUGCUUCGCGUACUCAAGAAUUGCACUUUCUGUCAAAAUGAAUGUAUUGCUGUACUUGCCGGGCCUAAUGGUCGUAUUGUUUCGUGCUUGGGGCGCAUGGCGCACGGUGGUUUCGCUAGUUAUCAUUGUGGGCGGAACACAGGGGCUGUUAGGUCUGCCCUUUUUGCUUCAUGAUCCGUUCGCAUACUUGAAAGGGUCGUUUGAUUUCUCCCGUGUGUUUUUAUAUGAAUGGACGGUCAACUGGCGCUUCCUGGACGAAAAGACAUUCUUAAGCGCUUCUUUCUCGCACUUGCUUCUGAGUCUUCACCUGUUGUUGCUUCUUCUAUUUGGUUUGUGUCAGUGGACUGGUAUAUCUAGGCAAGGUUGGCGGUGGAUCUCUCUGCGAUGGUGCGGUGAUUCAGUGCCCAUGUCGCCCUUUUGUAAGUCACGAGUCUAA